Molecule: messenger RNA, 1615 nt
Organism: Hymenoscyphus albidus
Lineage: Eukaryota; Fungi; Ascomycota; Leotiomycetes; Helotiales; Helotiaceae
Source: the annotation of a GenBank genome assembly
CGCAGACUUACUAUUGCUUGGAGGAGAUCUCGAUUGGAUCAAUUGAAAUGUCAUUCCAUCGAGCAUAAAACCACUCAACAACGUUUGCAGCACAAAUGUCAGGACGCAAAUACAUGUUACUCAUACGGUUUUUGAUGGCUACUAUCAUUGCUUGCCUUCGGGCCGCCGGCCAGGGCAAUCUUACCGCGAUGGAUGAAAAAAGCCAGCAAGCAAGCGGGGUACGUAGGUGGGGGUGGUUAGCUAGCUAUCGGGAGCACACAAGGUAGGUAGGGAGGAAAGUUUUCGAUGGCUUCAAUUACCUCUACUGCUCACUAUACGGGCCUCUUGGACCAGAUAAAGUACGGCUCACAUAAUCAUCCCUGGCAAACAUGCGCUUCCAAUACCCCCCUCGAUGGGCAGUCCAACUUGCCUUACGACUCCCUCUCAAGCUUCGUCUACUCUCUUUCGAAGCCGUGGGAAUUAUUACCCUCCUCGUCAUAAUCAACAUUGUCGUAUGGAUAGCUACUGCCUUCGUUCUGCGAGCGAAUUCUUCUCUCGCCUCGUCUGCAAUACUCUCCUACACUCUCGGCCUCCGACAUGCUCUUGAUGCGGACCAUAUCUGCGCCAUUGACACGAUGACACGGCGUUUGGUAGCUACAGGUUCGAAGCCAGUCACGGUGGGAACAUGGUUCUCCCUCGGGCACAGCACUAUAGUCACCAUCACUUGCAUAGUCGUUGCCGCAACGGCUGGCGCGUUGGAAGAGAGAUUCGAGGGCUUCCGAAAUGUGGGUGGAAUAAUUGGGACAAGCGUUAGUGCUGCGGUUUUAUUGCUUCUCGGCAUAGGAAACGCCUGGAUAUUAUACAAGCUGGUACAACGGCUCAGACUCGUUUUAAAAGAGGAUGUGGGCGAAGACAGAGAUGCAAUGGCUCAAGAAGGUGCCGCGGCAGGCCUAGAUCUGCAAGGAGGCGGUCUUAUGGUGAGGUUAUUUAAGAAGGCAUUCAACUUCAUUGACCGGGCAUGGAAGAUGUAUCCUCUUGGGGUGCUCUUUGGCUUAGGAUUCGAUACCAGCAGUGAGAUUGCCGUUCUUGGAAUUGCCUCGGUGCAAGGCGCCAAGGGUACUUCCAUUUGGCUUAUUCUAAUAUUUCCGCUGCUGUUCACAGGUAUUCCAAAACUCCUCCUUGUUUCCCCCUUUUGAGACGCUGACAUGUCGUAGCUGGCAUGUGUCUCAUCGAUACGAUUGACGGUGCUCUGAUGAUGACACUCUAUACUUCCACUUCUCUUGCCCGAGAUCCAAUUGCCAUUCUGUACUUUUCUAUUAUCUUGUCGACUAUUACAGUAAUAGUUGCAUUGGUCAUAGGCAUGAUUCAACUUCUGUCUCUUAUUGCAAACUUUUCAACUGGAUCAUUUUGGGAUGGAGUCAACGCUGUAGGUGAUCACUACCCUGAAGUCGGAGGGGCUAUCUGCGGUGCUUUCGUGGUGUUUGGGGCGCUAUCGGUAGUUCUAUACAAGCCCUGGCGACGAAAGGUUGAUCGUGGUCGUAGCACCAGUCAAAUUGAGGAGUUAGAGCCGCAACCCCAAGAUGUAUCGGAGGAUUCGAAGCAGUGUGCCCGAAGUAUAACAAAGACAAUCGAAUAG